AUGCGGGGUCUGACGCGGGCGGGGAAGCGUGCCGGCGAGAUGGCCCUCAACGCUGGCGGCGGAGCCAUCAACUGGUUCCCCGGCCACAUGGCUGCCGCCUCGCGCGCCAUCCGCGACCGCCUCAAGCUUGCCGACCUCGUCAUCGAGGUCCGAGACUCCCGUAUCCCAUUGUCAUCGGCGAACGAGGACCUUCAGCCGGUGCUUGGAGCUAAGAAGCGCAUCCUUGCUCUGAACAAGAAAGAUCUAGCGAAUCCCAAUAUAAUGAAUAUGUGGCUUGAUCAUUUCGAAUCACGCAAGCAGGAUUGCAUCUCAAUAAAUGCACACAGCAGCAACUCUAUUAAUCAGCUGCUUGGGCUUGUAGAGUUGAAACUAAGGGAAGCAAUCAUGAAGGAGCCCACACUUCUUGUUAUGGUAGUUGGUGUCCCCAACGUUGGAAAGUCUGCACUCAUAAAUGCCAUUCAUAGAAUUGCCAUUUCUCGAUUUCCAGAGAAUGAUAAGAUAAAGCGGGCUAGGGUAGGACCACUUCCUGGAGUUACUCAAGACAUUGCAGGAUAUAAGAUUUCAAGCCAGCCGAGCAUUUACGUGCUUGAUACACCGGGUGUUCUAGUGCCAAGCAUUCCAGACAUGGAAACGGGUCUGAAACUUGCACUGACAGGAGCUGUCAAAGAUUCGGUGGUUGGAGAGGAGCGUAUAGCCAAAUAUUUAUUAUCUCUUCUGAAUAUUAGAAAAACCCCUCUACAUUGGGAGCGGUUGCUUCACAGAAGAGGUGAAUUUGAUGAAGAGCCAUGUGGCAGUUCUGUAAAAGGAUCUAGAGAUUCACUGCGGAGGAGGAAUCCUAUUAACAACUCGGAUGCCGUGUAUGUUCAGGACAUGGUGAUGGAGGUUCAGAGAACGUUGUGCAGUACAACCAUGGAAUUCACAGGCAACCUCGACGAAGAUAACGAGCUGGAGAGUCUGAUCGACGUGCAGCUCGUCGCGCUUCGGAAGGUGUUCAGGAUACCCCACAAACCACUCGAUGAAUCACACGGGGCGGUCUCCAAGAAGCUGCUGACUCUUUUCAGGUCAGGGAAACUCGGCCCGUUCAUCCUCGACGACCUUCCAGGCCAGCAGUGAAGGAGCCAAGAUUCACUUGCCUAUAAGAGUUCUUGGGCAGUAAUGCGAUAUAUCACAAAACUAUUCAGUGCUACUCAUGGAUAAUGCAGGCAGUAGUCUCUGGUGUUGUAAAAUGUUGGCUUCUGUCGCUGGGUAGAACUUGUCGGAUUGGUUUCUCUUUCUGUUUUAGAAUCAGAGAUUCGUGCACUCAGUUUUCCUAUAUUUGUGUGAAAUGAA
Messenger RNA from Lolium rigidum, 1329 nucleotides. Its product is annotated as short integuments 2, mitochondrial. The record is from RefSeq and is a predicted model, not a curated record. The transcript is spliced from 8 exons. NCBI's taxonomy places the organism in Eukaryota, Viridiplantae, Streptophyta, Magnoliopsida, Poales, Poaceae. Bases 1 to 1113 code for a protein of 370 amino acids. Gene Ontology annotation, molecular function: GTPase activity; GTP binding. Gene Ontology annotation, cellular component: mitochondrion.